Molecule: messenger RNA, 1161 nt
Organism: Metarhizium album ARSEF 1941
Lineage: Eukaryota; Fungi; Ascomycota; Sordariomycetes; Hypocreales; Clavicipitaceae
Product: ECM33-like protein
Exons: 3
Coding region: 1-1161 (386 amino acids)
Biological process (GO): fungal-type cell wall organization
Cellular component (GO): plasma membrane; fungal-type cell wall
Source: RefSeq, a predicted model, not a curated record
AUGCAUCCUGUCACGCUCUUCCCGGCCAUCCUGGCUGUUGCUGGCGUCGCUUCCGCUGCCACUACCUGCUCUAAGGACGUCAAGAUUACCCAGCCUACUCCUGUCAUUGAUUGCGACGUUGUCGAGGGUGAUGUCACCGUCGAUGCGAGUGUUGCCGGGAGCCUGUCCCUCGAGGGCCCUAGACAGAUCAAAGGCGACUUCAUCAUCAACAACGCCUCACAACUUGUUGGCGUUUCUUCGUCGUCGCUCAGGACCGUUGAUGGUACUUGUCGUAUCCAAGGUUGCGAGCUUCUCAACGCUGUCUCGAUGCCUUCAUUCCAAAAGGCUGGGAACCUCGAGUUUAUCAAUCUCCCCCAGCUCACUAGUUUGUCGGUUGGUAACGGGAGUAUCACGGUUAUGACAGUCAGAGUUCAGGACACCUUCGCCUCGGAUCUCAAGGGUCUUAACGUUGCUACCGUCGACAAUAUGACCAUUUCCAACAACCGUCGUUUGAACACGUUCAACUCCACAAUCCAAAACGUUACGAACAUUAUCUCUAUUGUUGACAAUGCUGGCAGCAUGCAGAUUGACAUGCCCAACCUCGAAUCCGCUGGCGAGCUCGACUUCCGAUCCAUCAAGAACUUCGAUGCACCUCGCUUGAAGACUGCCAACCGUCUUAGCUUCCAGGAGAGCCCAGAUCUUCUUUCCGUUUCCGCCAACAAGCUGACCCAAAUCAAGGACUCCCUUACUCUGGAGAACAACAAGAAGCUGGAAAACAUCUCCUUCACUUCUCUCGAGAAGAUCAAUGGCGACAUGACCAUCCGCAACAAUACUGCUCUGGAGAAGAUCAACCUUUUCCCUGAACUGACGACUAUAGGAGGUGCUAUGCUUUUGGCUGGUAGCUUCAACACUGUCGAGAUGCCUAAGCUUAACGACAUCAAGGGCGCCGUGACCGUGACUUCUACCACCGACAUCUCAUCCUUCUGCUCCUUCUUCAACGGCCUGUCGAAGAGCAAGGCUAUCCAGGGCAAGGCGUCUUGCACCUCAAACAAUGCAAAGGCUAAUGAGGGCGGCAAAGGUGGCACUUCAACUAACGGCACCGACUCUGCCGCUGUUAGCCUCGGUAUCAACCACGCCCUGCUGGGCUUUGCUGCUGUUGCUGGAUUUGCGCAAUUGAUCUAA